Lichtheimia ornata is the source of this 612-nucleotide messenger RNA. RefSeq lists its product as uncharacterized. The record is from RefSeq and is a predicted model, not a curated record. Bases 1 to 612 code for a protein of 203 amino acids. Lineage: Eukaryota; Fungi; Mucoromycota; Mucoromycetes; Mucorales; Lichtheimiaceae. The transcript is spliced from 3 exons.
AUGACCAUACGCGAGCUGAAUCUCUAUGAUGGACACGACACUCCUCAAUGCAGCCAAGCCAUGAAGGAUAAGCAGCACAACAAAAAUGCGAGGGUCAACGCUUGUAUCCUUUCCCAAAUCCUGCAACUACCAUUUAAUUGUAAAGAUCUCAAAAUUUGCAUGGGAGGCUUCACCGGUGAGCUUCAAGCAGUGAGAAAGGUGGAUUACUACUACUACGUAGUGGGAUCGCUUGGAAAUGUGUAUCUGCCAACAACUUUGGAUGACCUUGAGGAUUUCCGUGAUAGACUGAAGCGCCUUUUCUACUUUAAGCAUCACCAUCAACACUUGCGAAAGGCCAUUAGAACACCACUUGCAAGAAUGCGACGUUUACGUAAAUCAGGCAAGUUGAUCGAUGUCAAAACAGUGGGGAUAUCUUCACGACACCUUAGCUGUGGAACAAGUACAGUAUUUGAUGACAAACAUAUCAUUGAAUGUUCCUUGGUAUGUAUUACAAUCGUGAAAUCACCAUCAAUAUUAGUAUGUAACCAUAUUUUGACAGUGGCGAGGUUACGUCAAAUGCAAUCUCAACAAGGAAAAACCACGACCAAACCGCUCAAGGUGUGGAGAUGGUAG